Messenger RNA from Pollicipes pollicipes, 1987 nucleotides. RefSeq lists its product as uncharacterized. The record is from RefSeq and is a predicted model, not a curated record. The transcript is spliced from 13 exons. Bases 86 to 1987 code for a protein of 633 amino acids. NCBI's taxonomy places the organism in Eukaryota, Metazoa, Arthropoda, Thecostraca, Pollicipedomorpha, Pollicipedidae.
GUUUCAAAAUCCCGCGUCUGUCACGUUUGACCUUUUGAAAAUAUGAAAGUCUUAAAGAUUUUCGAAAUCGUAAAAUAAUCCUGAUAUGUCUAGCAUAGAUGCCAUGCUUUUCAAGUCUCCAAAGCAUGUCAAGAAGCAAAGGUUUCAACCUUUUAUUAUCAAGAAAGGAAUUGUUAUGAGGGCAAAGCAGAGACAAAAGAUAGCCCUGGAACUUUCUAAGUCAAAAAAUGAUAGUACUAUGUAUAAGGAUCCAAAGCUCAUCAAGCUGAAAUCAAACAACAGAAGCCUUUCUCGAGCACUCACUGAACAGAAGAUUGAAAACAAAUGCUUAUUUGAUGAGAAGAUUCAGCUGCAGAAGGAGGUCCUUGGGAAACAUGAAGUGAUUAUGGCCCUUAGAAAUGAGGUUCAGGCACACGACGAGGACCUGACGCGGAUCAACGACGUGUUCCGCGGCUCGCUGCAGCUGCUGCUGACGCUGACCGAGCAGCUGAACGUGGGCUUGCAGAGAUGCGUGGCUAGCCGGCGGCGCAGCAAGUCUGUCAGCAUGGGCACCGGCGGCGCCCGCAGCAGCCGCUCCUCCAGCCUCGCCUCCGGGCUGGUGGCGCCGGGCACAGACGGGGUGCUGCUGUCCUCGCUGCCCAACGGCUCGGCCGGCCCCAGCAAGAAGUUGCACAAGGUGCUGCCCACGGUGGCGGGCAACGUCAUCUCACACCCGUCCAUCGUGCUGCCGCGCCUGCCGACCAGCUCAGGCUGGUUCGCGCCGCCGUCGGCGCCGGGCGCGCGCCGCGUCCCGUCCUCCGAGGACACGGACGACGAGGAGGAGCCUGAGGAGGAGCCGGAGCCCACGCCGCUGCAAGACUCGGGCGGCCGGCUGCCGCUGGCGACGCCGCUGGCCGACCUCUCCGUCAUCCUGGAGCAGUCGCUGCUGGAGCCGGACGGCCUCAGCCCGCUGCGCGAGGCGCUGGUGGUGGUGCCCGCCGAGGAGCGCCUCUCCGGCGACGAGGCGUGGCGGCGCCACGGCCGGCGUGCCGCGCCCGGCCUGGACACUUCCGUCGUCGUGUCGCGCAGGACGGCCGCCCGCAAUGCGGACGAGUCGAUCCUCGCGACGUGGCUGACGUCCUCCCCCGGGCUGAACGAGUCCAGCGUCGUAGCGCGGAAGACGGCGUCCCCCGACGCGGACGAGUCCAUCAUUGUAUCGCGCAAGGCGGUCGUCGUGGGCAAGGCCAUCAUUCCCCAGAAGGUGGUCUCCCCGGGCGCCGACCAGUCAGUUGUUUCACGAAGGGCAUCUGUGCCCAGCGCGGAUGAGUCCAUCAUCAUCUCACGGAAGACGCGGCGCGCCGGCGACCGCACCAAGACGGCGCUCGAGCCGGCGACGGAGCCGGACGCCGAGCCGGACGAGUCGGUGGUGAUCACGCGGAGGACGCAGGGCCGGCGGGGGCGCCGCUCGGCGGACCCGGACCGCUCCGUCGUCAUCUCGCGGCGCACCAGGACGAGCUGCGGUGUUCAGGAGCCGCUGCCGGAGCCGCCAGCAGCGCCGCCAGCAGCGACAGCUGAGCGGGCGGCCGCCGGCGAUGACGAGGCCAGCCCGAGCCCGGAAAUCAGCGUCAAGCAGCGCUACCGGCACCUGCUCGCCCAAAAGGCGCCGCGCGCCUGCACCCAGCAGCGGGUCGCGGCCACGUCGCUGGACGACCCGCUGGAGGGUCCCAGUCACCGAGUCUGGCUACCGGCGACGACGGCGGGCCAGCGCCCGUCGCCGGUGGCCGACACCAAGCUGGCGACUCCGCCCACGCAGGAGGAGCCGUCCGAGGCGGUUGUGGAGGUGCAGCCGGAGUGGUCCGAGGCGGCCGCACCGCCAGAUGCCCGGGAGGCACCGGUCGGGCCCGGUGGUGACGCCGAGUCUGGCACCGACGACUCACUAGAGCAGACCGCUGGUGGACGCCGCCGUCGACAACAAAUAUCAUACCGGGAGCCCAAUCUUCACAAGUGA